GCUUCCAGAAAACGACAAUGAUGGAUCGGGUCGAGCUAGCUAGUCCUUAACCCAAAACGACAGUUAUAGAACUAAGGUUAACCAAAUCAGCGCUCUUCUUUCUGGUAAAAGUGACCUUAACCUUACUGUAAGUUGUUUCCCGAAAAGUUCACACGAUCGUUCCCAAGGCGCUUCGAGGCGAAGAGGCGAAGACGAUGACAAAACCAAUUUUGAAGAAACUCUCAAUUUUGAAGAAGCAGCGGUGCUUCGACGGCUGUAGACUUGGCUAUUGAUCGAGUUUUUGCCUAGUAGCUACUAGCCAGCUUUAGAGAUAUCCGGUAUCCGGAUAUAGAAAGUUCCCAGUUGAGGAGUAUCGAUAUCAUCAACGUCUUGAUCUGUGGGAAGAAAUUUUCUGGCAAUGUUUCCGACGCAAAAUGGGCGAGCCCUGCCGUUACUGCUGUCUUGUUUCCUGCUGUUGCUCACAUAUGUGACGGGUAGAAUAAGAGGCCAAGACGGUACUUUUUCAUUGCUUAUAGCUGUGCCAUUGUCGAAAAACAACCAGACGGUCCUCGAUCCAGGAUGGUUCCACAUGGCAGCCGCGUUACUGGCAGUGGAUCAUUUCAAUACUCGAAAUGACUCCAUUGUCCGCGAAUUGGGAGAGCUACAAGAAUGUGGCAUUCAAUUUGGCAAUGUCGUGGCAGUCGACACGGGCACCAACAGCCAUCAGGCCAUGGAAUAUGUGGUGGAACAGUUGCAAGAAAUGGGACCCGUAGACUCCAUUGCAGGACCCUACAAUGAAAUCCCGGCAUUGGAGCUCAGCGUCAUGGCCACGGGCAUGAAGGCACCCAUUGUGGCGCAUCGAGCCUUUGACAGCAAUUUGCUGGAUCCGCAACGGCAUCCCUACUAUUCUCAGGUAUCGGCCGAUUUUUACAGUGAGAUGCAAUUCAUUUCCAAUUACUUGCGAUAUAUUGAACGAGACAACUACAUUGCCAUUUUGUACAGUUCCACUCCCGGUGAGGUACAAAAGGUGGACAUUCUCCAAACGGUCUUAGAGGUGGAUGGCUUUGAUCAAGUCAGGAUUUUUGGCUACAAGGCAGAUGGUAACGAGAGAAAAGCGGAUAGAAGUGUCCGCAAUGCUUUGGAAGGGAUCAUAGAAACAGGGUAUAGAACCAUCAUUCUAUUGCCCUCUCAACUGGAGAUGGACACUCCCAUCAUUGGAAAACAUGCCAUGGAUCUUGAGAUGGAUCAGGGAGGCCACUUUUGGCUCAUGAGUGGAGGAGUGGCAGAGCUGACGUCCAUGGAAAUCCAUGAUUACAUACGUCGUAGCUUUGAUCUCAACGCGACGUUCUUGAAAGGUUCGGCGUAUGCUUAUACCGUGGAUGACACGCAACAUCUCGACUUUUCAGACACUGUGCUCCAGCAUCAACGAAGGCCCUUCUUUGAUAGGGUCCAGAGAUUGAACCCUGUUUCAAUCGACUUUGGUGAAAAUGCUUCGAGUGAUGCGUUUCCCAUUCAGAAGAUUGUACAGAGCUCAAACAGUUGGAUGAGGGGCACGUCAUUCAUGUUUGACGCUGUGAUAUCCAUCGGCAUGGGUGCUUGCAAGGCGCUUGCCCAAAGGGGAACGAACGAAACUACAAUGACAGGUGAAAUGCAUCUAAAAGGAAUCAGAUCGGUCCGGUUUCAUGGCGCUUCGGGGGACAUUAAUUUCGGCCAACCCGGAAAACCCGGGAGUCGAGGUGCCAACACAGUGCCAUUUGCUAUAGCAAACUUGAUUCCUCAUGGGAACAACGGGUCUUUGUUCGUCAACACGGAAUCUUGGGAUCCACGAAGUAGCGAUUGGAUCCAAAACACUCCAUUCGUCUACGCAGAUGGAACGACGAACCCACCCAAGCUGAGAGACGAUCCGGACAUGAACUAUCUGAGCCCUUCGUUCCGAGCGGCUGGGCUCGCAUUGAUGUCGGUUGCUCUGGUCUUUGUCUUUUCGUGUGCCCUUUGGGUGUUUGUACAUCGCCAUCACAGCGUGGUCAUUGCAGCCCAGCCCAGCUUGCUUUAUGCUCUGUGUCUGGGUUCAACCAUGAUGGCGCUCGCUAUCCUGAUGUACUCCUACGACGAAAGCUAUGGUUGGACGCAAGAGAUGCUCGAUAGGAUGUGCACCGCGAAUAUUUGGAUCGAUUCUUUGGGACACAUGAUUGCCUUCAGUGCUCUUUUCACAAAGCUGUGGCGCGUCAACCGAUGCAUGAGAUACAACACAAGCCAAGUGAAUUUUUGGAGGGUCAUGUGGCCCAGCGUUCUGCUGAUCGGCACAGUCAUCAUCUUGCUGUCCAUCCUGACUGCUGGCGAUGGACACGGAUGGGAGCGAUCGACUUUGGACGAGACAACCGGAGAUAGCAUUGGGCGAUGCGUUAUAGGCGACGCGUCUUUCUUGAUAGCUGUGAUCUACAUUCUGCAUUUCAUUCCGGCCAUCAUGGCAGGCGUCAUGGCGUGGAAGACAAGUGGUGUGGACGAUCUUUAUUCCGAGUCGAAAUGGGUACUUGCGUUUAUACUGGUUCAGAUACAGGUUCUGGUGGUGGCCGCACCUGUUGUGGCUCUCCUCAACGACGUGUCAACAGAUGCGAGAUUCUUCUGCUACACGCUGCUCAUAUGGACAUUUCCAAUGUCGACGAUGGGUCUCAUACUCGUGCCUAAGAUUGUGAUGGUGCAACGAAUGAAAAGGAACUCCAAUAAAGGCGGACCGCCCUCUAACAAUCAGCUUGAGUCGGGGGACACAGUGGAAGGAGCCAGGGAGAGCGCAGAAGCAGAGUCGAACAAUGUCCGUGAUAGUACCAGGAGCCUUGAGGGUUCUCAAGAGAAACCUCGUUCGGGUCGCGGUCCUAGAAUCCAAGUCGUUACGUUUGAUUAACGAUUCGUGGCACCCGCUGCCCCAGUAUGCCCCAAAUCAAGUUGUGGGUCAAGGUGAAGAAAUGACCUUGCGGCGGCCUGGUGUUCGUGCUGGUCGUCCACGAAGCUGCCGAGACAACUUCGAUCGAGUGCCUUGCCUUCGCAGAGCCCCUCUUCAUGGCAAAUUGCUAUCUCUGGAGCGGUGGGAGCAUCGGAAAACCGCAUGUAAGCGUCCCGGUGGCUGCUUGGCUGUCAUCAAGAGAAUAAUUUCGAAAUGUAUUGCACUUAGUCAUUCGAAACAUAUUUCUUCCAUCGUAUGAUCACUGAUGAUCUAAAUUUUAAGCAUCGUAUGGUCCAACGAUCUAAAAUCCCACCGUCAGUGUCCAACCCAGAAGGUGUUAUUUCGACGAAACCACUUUUCUUUC
Molecule: messenger RNA, 3281 nt
Organism: Seminavis robusta
Lineage: Eukaryota; Bacillariophyta; Bacillariophyceae; Naviculales; Naviculaceae
Source: the annotation of a GenBank genome assembly